AUGACAUCAGGGCAGGAGAGCGAGGACAGCAGUGACAAGGAGGAGAAAGCCACCACAAACAGAAAGAAAAGGAGUUUUAAAAAGAGAUGUGGAAAGAGACUUGGUGCUGGUGGAACUGGCACCGAGCUGGGGGCUGUGAGGGCAAUCACAGAGCAAGGUGCUGAAGGCUCUUUACAGAAACAAAACUUGGCAGAAAAGGCACAGAACCCCAGGGGAAGGCACAGAGGGAAUCAGGACUUCAAGGAGCAGAAAUCAGUCUCUCAAUCCCAAGGCAGUACAGCGCAGGAAAAAGGUGAGAGGACUGGGAAAAAGCAACCUGAAAAUCUUACCAGGAUUGCCAUCACUGAGAGUGAGGAUGAAAAUAUUCUGGAAACCUCAGGUCACUCCUGCUCUGACUCCAGCAGUGAAGGCCGUGGAACCCACAGAAAGGGUCCAAAGGAGGCUGUGGUGGGCAGCAGUUCCUGCAGUGAGGAGAGGAGCAGCUCCUCUGAGCAGGGGAGCAGCUCUUCUGAGUUAGAUGGCAACAGUGAGAAAGAAGCUGUGCUCCAAGAUCCUCCUGUGGGAGAAGGAAAAGGCUACAAGGAACUGGCUGAUGAAAGCAAGGAAGCAUCUAUGGAACCUGAAAAGGAGCAGAUGACCACAGGUGCAAAAACUGAAUCUGAGGCUGGAGGCACUGGAUUUGCAGGAUUGGAAGCAGAGGAGAUGAGGAAGCCAGGCAAGAUGCUGAGACAACCAGAAUGUGCUCCAGCAGAGAGCAGUGAGGCAGAUGAUCAGUUAAGCACUUCAGGACUCCAAGUUGAGAGUGUUAAGAACAGGGAAAGUAUUGAAAUAGACAAGGAAAAUAUACUAGAAAAUGAGAGAGUUGAAGAUGUGUCAGAGGAUGGACACAUGAAUCCUGACAGCAGCACUGCAGAGAACAUUGAUGAAGUAAAAGAAAACAAACCAGAACCACUCCCAGCUGCUGGGAAAGCAAAACUCCACAUUCACCUUAGCAAAUAUGAACAGGAAGAGAGGGUGAAUGAUGAAGGCAGAGAGCUGGAGGAUGGCUCUUCCCUCUCCAAGCAGCAGAGGACGUUGAAGGAGAAACCUGGGAGGCGUGAGAUCCCAGAACAAGGUGAAGAGGGUGGAGAUGGACAGAGGGACAGUUCAGACUGCAGCACGCAGGACCUACGAGCACUGAUGCUUACAAAGAAAUGUUCUUCUCAAUCCCAAAUCCCCCUCAGUCUGGAAAACCAACAUAAAAAUGCUGAGACCAAACUGUCACCAAGCCAGAAGCCAAAUCCUGCCCAGAUGGCUUUGGGAACCAGCUCAGGCCUGAACAAUGUUGAAAGCAUCUGUUCAAAAGCCAUAGAAACUCCCAGUAAACAAAGAGAACCCAACACAGCUCAGAGUUUUGAAGAGAAAAGAUUAAAUACUUCAAGCUGCUCCACGAUUACAAAAAAAUCACCUGAUAAGCAACUCCAUGGAAAGAAGAAGAAAGUUGGAAAAGUUAUUGGAAAAGUUAACCAGAGUUCAGGGCAGUCUACAAAGGCAAAAAAAGAGAAAGCAGAAGAAGUGAUUGCAGAGGCACCUUCUGAAACAGAGCCUGCGCACAGUGAGGAAGGAUCCAAGCACCUGCACACCCGCUCUGCCUUUCGAAAAGUCACCAGCUGGCUUGGCCAGAAACCUGCCAGGAAAGCAAGGCUGAAAGCUCGACUGCUGAGUGUGGCACGAGCAAUUGGUAUCUCCAGGUGGCUCUUGAAGAAAUUUGGGAAGAAGAAGAGGAGCAGCAAACCUUUUGGAUUCAAAAGUAGAAUGGCAAUCCGGAUUCUGAGCACUGCUGGGUGGGUUGGUCAGUCUGGCAAAGCCUUCCCUGGGCAGCUAGAGAGGGCUGAGCCGAGGGACAGAGAACCUUCUGCUUCAUUAAUGGAGGGGAGAGGUGGUCCCAAAAUGGUGGAGGAAGUGGGACACAUUGAUUUGCCUGCUGGUGAUUCCCCUCUUCAUGGAACCAGUUCCUUUCCGUGCUCAGAUGAGAAGAGCAGUGCUAUUGAUGCCAAGUUUGCUGUAGUGUUCCCCAGAGCCCACAGCUUGGUUAAGGCCAAGAGCUCCUUGUCCAGGGGUUCUGGCAAUGGUUAUUCCCUACAGAAACUGAAAUCUCCAUCAGAGAGAAAAUCUGUCCCUCCUGUGCCACAGGCUUGCAGAUUCAAAUGUGACCUUCCCAGAGCUCUGAUGGAUCCAAGCCCCAGAAGCAGCAAGCAGGGCUUCCUUCCACACCGAGAGGAGGAGCCAAUCCCCACCUCAGAUCAUCGCAGUGAGGUGGACACCAAGGAGGGCCCAGGUGUCCUCCAGACUGCAGGAUCCAUGGUCACAUCCAGUGUGCACUGGUCCCAGCAGCAGGGGCAGGGAUGGGACCCUGCAGCGUGGCUGAGCUCUGGGCUGCUGCUGCCACGGCCAACCAUGGAGAACCUGAGCAAAUGGGCCACCUCCAAGGAGCCCCAGCUGGCCAGCAGCCGUGGGAGGCUCUGCAAGGACCUGUGGGAGGCAGAUGACAUUGCUGACAGCGUGCUGGAGAUGGAGUUCAUGCAGAAACAGGCGUUCAUGUGUGAAGAGCACUGUGCAGAAGUUGAGGAGAUUGAAGAUCUGACCAGACUGGAGGAAGUCUCUGAGAGCUCAGUCCUGCUGUGCCUGAAGAAGAGGUUCCAUUGCAAUCUCAUUUAUACUUACAUUGGGGAAAUUUUGAUUUCUGUGAAUCCUUUCAAAGACCUCAGUAUCUACUCUGAAGAUGUGGCUAUUGAGUACCAGCAAGGGACUCUCUCAAAAAGCGCCCCACACAUCUUUGCCAUAGCAGAGAUGGCCUACACGCUGUCCCAGUCGUCAGGGCAGGAGCAGUGUGUCCUCAUCACCUCUUGCUCCUGCAGUGGGCACAGUGGAUCAGGUAAAACAGAAGCUGCCAAAGCCAUUGUGCAAUACCUGACCAUGCUGUACCAGGGAUCUGACAGCCACAGGAUCAGACAGCCCUGCAAUGUCCUUCCCAUCCUGGAGAGUUUUGGAAAUGCAAGAACCAUCCUCAAUGACAACUCCAGCCGUUUUGGAAAGCUGCUGAGUGUCCACCUGCGACAUGGCAUUGUGGUGGGAACAUCCAUCUCCCAGUACCUGCUGGAGAAGUCUCGUGUGGUGUUUCAGGCCCACGGUGAGAGGAACUACCAUGUGUUCUACGAGCUGCUGGCAGGGCUGCCCGUGGAGCAGAAAGAGGAGAUGUACCUGCAGGAGGCUGAGUCCUACUUCUACCUGAACCAGGGCAGAGCAUGUGAAGUCCUGGGGAAGGAGGACAGUCAGGAUUUUCUGGCCUUGGUGCAAGCUCUGGAGGGAAUAGGCCUCUCAGAGGAUCAGCUGAGCUCCACCUGGGCUGUCCUGGCUGCCAUCCUGCAGCUGGGGAACAUCUGCUUUACCUCCUAUGAGAAAGACUCCUUUGAACAUGCAGCCAUCGCCAGCGGGGCCGAGAUUCAGAUUGUGGCCAGUCUGUUGUGUGUGUCAGCAGAGCUGCUGCAGAGAGCUGUCACCCACCGUGUCACUGUUACAUCUUAUGAUCGGAUCUUCACCCCUCUGUCUGUAGAAGGAGCCAUUGAUGCCAGGGACUCCAUUGCCAAGGCUCUGUACUACCUGCUCUUUGAGUGGCUGCUGCUGAGGAUCAAUGAGUGGUUGGCUCCCUGGGAGUCUGACUGUGCCGUGGGCAUUGUGGACCUCCAUGGCUUUGAGGAUCUGGGGGUGAACAGCUUAGAGCAGCUCUGUAUCAACUUUGCCAAUGAGCACCUCCAGAGGUUCUUCAGCCAGACUGUCAUUGCCCAGGAAGAGGAGGAAUACAGCCAGGAGCAGUUAGCUUGGAUUCCUAUUUCCAAGACGUGCAGUGAGUCGUGCCUGGAUUUCCUUACUGCAAAGCCCCACGGCCUCCUGUGCAUCCUGGAUGACCAGACAUCCCUGACUCAGGCCACAGACCACACUUUCCUCCAGAAGUGUCAUUACCACCAUGCAAACAGCCCUUGGUACAGCAAGCCCAAGCUGCCUUUGCCGGAGUUCACUGUGCAGCACUAUGCUGGCCCUGUCACCUACCAGGUGCACAAGUUUCUCAAUAAAAACCGUGACCAGCUGCGGCCAGAGGUGCUGGAUAUCUUCUCCCAGAGCCGCCUCAAGGUGGUGUCUGAGAUUUUCCAGAGGGCUAAAGCUGCCUAUGGUCAGCGAAGGGAGCUGAGGGGCAGAGGCCUCAGGCCUCAGGCCUCCACAUUGGUGUCCAAAUUCCAGCAGUCUUUGCAGGAGCUCACAGCCAAGCUGAGAGGGAGCCAUGCCUUCUUCAUCCGCUGCAUCACCCCUAACCCCAGGAAGCUGUCAAAUGUCUUUGAUGUGGAAUAUGUCAACUGUCAGCUGCGACAUUCUGGGAUACUGGAGGCCAUCCACAUCCUGAAGGAGGGGUUCCCAGUCCAUCUACCAUUCCAGAGCUUCCUGGCUAGGUACAGGGGUGCCCUGGCUUGGGAUCCCCCAGCCCUGGAGGAUUUGUUCUCUGAGGACUCCAUGUCCAGCCCUGGUUUUUGUCACACCCUCUCCUCCUGUGCAGAUCUCUACCAGAUUGGGGUGACAAAGAGGAAAUUCCGCCGCCUCCUCCAGCGCCGGCGCUUCCGCCUGCUCCAGGAGAAAGUCACACUGAUCCAGGCUCACUUCCGAGGCUACCAGGCCAGGAAGCGUUACAGGAGGCUGAAGAAGACUUUGGUGCAAUUUAAAACCGUGAUUGUGAUCUCCAGACCUUUGAUUCAGUGGAGGAAGCGCUGCCAGGACGUGGGGCUGCUGGAGAUCCCUGCAGAGCUCGCAGCCCUCCUGCACUUUGUUGAAGGCCGACACCAAGCACAGGCCAACCAGAUAACUGAGACACAGCCCCCAGAAGUCAAGGUCAAGGAUGACCUUUCCCUCCCACCCACCAUCAACAGCCAUCCCUUCUCCUCCUUCAUCAAAUCACACUUCCAGAAGCCAGAUUUCCCUGUCCCUGGUCAGCCUCUGCAGCACCCCUUAACCCACCUGGAUGCUGAACACCAGGAGAGUGCACUUGAGAUAAACAAACUGAUUUUGCGCUUCAUCGGUGACCAGAGCCUCCAUGGCUGGCAGGAGGUCCUGCUGGGCAACUUCAUUGCUGGCAGAGGUUUGAGGGACGCUGCUCUGCGUGAUGAAAUCUUCAGCCAGGUGGUUGCCCAGAGCUGGAGGAACCCGGACGCGGAGCGCAGCCGGCGGGGCUGGCUCCUGAUGGCCACUCUGCUCAGCUGCUUCAGCCCCUCACCUGCACUGCAGAAACCUCUGCUGAAGUUUGUGUCAGACUAUGGCAUGGAGGGCUACAGCGCCGUGUGCCAGCGCAAGUUGCUGAGGGCGGCCCAGUGCACAGGGACAGGGCCUGCGCCCGCCCGGGCCUACCCUCCCACCCAGCUGGAGUGGACAGCAAACCAGAGGAGAGGGAAGAUGGUGCUGGAUGUUCACACCUUUAAUGAGGAGAAGUUCUCAGCUGAGGUGGAGUCCUGGACGACUGGGGAGCAGUAUGCAGCCUGGAUCCUGAGUGCAAGGGGCUGUGACAAGAACACUCGAGGGUGGUCUGUCUCCAUGUUCACUGGCAACACGUGGCAGGACCUGCUGGGCUGUGACUUUGUGCUGGACCUCAUUGGAGAGAUGGAGGACACCAGCAACUUCAUCAGCUCCUCCGGGGCCCCCACUGAGUACCCCAUCACCCCAGAAAGGGACAGGAGCAUCCUGCAGCCCCCUGACCUGGACAUGAUCCCUCCUGCCCCAGGUAUCCAGGCCCCUGCCUUCCCCCCACCCAGCCUCCCUCCAGAGCUUGUUGGUCUCCAUCCAGAUCCAAGGUUUAGAGAUGACCUGAGGGUCCCUGUGGGCUUGGAUCACUAUGUGGAUGAUCUCUUCAGCCCUGUGCUGCAUCAGAGCUCCAGAGCAUCUGAUAUGGAGAACAGUGAGAAUCUCACCAGACGCAUGAAAGGAGGUGGGAAGAUUGGCCCCACACAGAGAGGAAUCUUUCCUUCUACAGGCUUCUCUGGAAUGACCCAAACACCAGUUUACCAGCCCAUGCCCUCCAUGAUGGGGAUGCCAGCAGCCAUGCCCAUGAUGCCAGGGGUUGGUGGGGUUGCACCUAUGCCAGCCAUGGUGAUGCCCCAGCCCGUGGUUCCAGCUGUGGAUCCCAGCCAGCUGGCAGCACAGCAGCAAGCCUUUAUCAACCAGCAGGCCAUGCUCAUGGCCCAGCAGAUGACCCUUCAAGCCAUGACCAUUUCCCAGCAGCAGCAACAGCAGGAGCUGCAAAAGCAGCAGAAGUCCCUUGAGAACUCCAGGCCAAGAGUCUCCAGCCCAGCCCAAGCCUCAGCUCCAGCCACUCUCCCAAAACCCAAGAAGCCUCCCAGCAGCCAGGCUGCUGCAGCACCAUCAAGGUCUCCAGAGCCACCAGCUAAGGCCAAAGAGCUGGAUUAUGACUACGUGGAAGAGGAGUUCUCCAGCAGUGAGGAUGAUGAUUGUCCUCGGGAAACCUUCCAGCAAAAGAGAGAGUACUUCCAGAAGAUGGGAGAGCAGCACAUCCGAGUGAAGAAAGUCAGACCUAGCAAAACCUGGACUCCUCCAGCAAAACCCCAGCCAACAGAGGAGGAGGAGGAGGAAAAGAGAGAGGAGAUGGCUGUCACCCCAACAGCUCCUGCUUCCCCUAUUCCACCUCCUGAGCCAAAGCCAAAAAAGGAGACACCAAAACCAAAGAAGGAGCCGCCUGUAGUGAAGCCUUCAGGCCCUGAGAAGCGUCCUGCACCCAGCCAUGAGAUCGGGAACAUCAUCAAAAUGUACCAGAGCAGACCAGCCCCUGAGCCCCAGCCCAUCCAGCCCAGCAGGAAAGUAUCCAAGCCAUUUAUAAAGAAGAACGACCCCAAAAAUGAGGCUCUGGCCAAGCUGGGAAUGAUGAACCCCUCACCUCAGCGAUCACCAUCUCCUGUGCCACAGGAGAAGAAAAUACCUCCACCUGUCAAGCCCAAGCCAGGCCCAGCUUCCAGCUCUAUCAAGGAAAAGCAGCUGCCCCUCUUAUCCAUCUUCAAACCAGAGGGUGCCCCCCCAGCUGCCCAGGCCCCUUAUGCUCCCCCUCUUCCCCCAGCAACACCUGAGGACCAAGGCAGGCAGGAACCCCCAGGGAAGGACUCUGCUGUGACAGUGGCAGGUGAUGAUGGGAUCAAGACCCAGCUGUACAAGCUCACCACCAGCGUCAGCUUCUCCUAUAUCGACCCUGCCUGGAAAAUUUUUCUGCGCAAAGAGGUGUUUUACCCCAAAGAAAAUUUCAGCCACCCUUACUGUCUGAACUUGCUGUGUGAACAGAUCAUCCGUGACACCUUCUCCGAGUCCAGCUUUCGGAUCUCCAGGGAGGAGAAGCGCAAGAUGAAAGAUCUGCUGACGGAGUUCCGAGUUGGCAGCAAUGCCCAGUCCAUCCAGGAGGAGGGGAUAAAGAAGAGGAUUGUAGUGGCUGCUCGGGACAACUGGGCCAACUAUUUCUCCCGCCUUUUCCCAGUUCAGGGUGAGAAGGGAAGUGAUGUGCAGCUCCUGGGUGUUUCUCACCGGGGCAUGAGGCUGCUGAAGGUGGAGAAAGCAGCUGGAUACCAUCCUGAGCACCUCAAGAUCCUACGCAGCUACUGCUUUGCAGAGGUGCUGUCAGUGGAGAUGAAAGGCAGCAAUUCCCUGGAGUUCUCCCUGAAGACAGAGCAGCUCAUCCUGCACUCUCCAAAGGCUCCGUGCAUCAAGGACAUGGUGGAACUCUUCAUGCAGGAGCUGAGGCAGGACACCAACUAUGUGGUGGCUCUGCGCAGCUACAUCGUGGAUGACAAGAGCCUGCUCAGCUUCAACAAGGGCGACCUCAUCGAGCUGCUGCCCAUGCAGGGCGUGGAGCCAGGGUGGCAGUUUGGCUCCACGGGUGGCCGCUGUGGUCUCUUCCCCACCAGCCUGGUGCAGCUGGCUCCUGCCAUUGACUACCUCAGCAGCAGCAUGGACAGACGGGGGGAGCACAGGAAGGGCACCAGAGCUCCCCCAGAGAGCAGGAACACCAGCAGGGAGAGUUCUGUCCUCAGCCUGACACCAGAAGCCACCAGCACCAUGUUAGUGCCCGCUGGUGACCACUACACCAUGAUUGACUUUGCCACCGCCUACUUCCGAGAGGCUCAGUCUGUGCAGGGCCUGAAGGGGACAUCUGCUGAGAAGAAGAAUGUGGCUGAGCUGGUGAAGCACACCAAGGUCCCAAUCCAGGCGUCUCUGCUCCGCUACUCUGACAGCGAGCUGAACGAGCUGGCUACAAAGAACUUCCAGACGCUGAUGAGGUUCAUGGGAGAUCAGCCAAAACACAAGCACCAGGCUGAGGUCCAGUGCAUCUAUGAAAUCCUUCAGCUGUGCAAGGAGAAGGAGAAUUUGCACGAUGAGAUCUACUGCCAGGUCAUCAAACAGGUCACCCACAACCCUCAGCAGGAGAGCGAGCUGCGGGGCUGGUUGCUCCUAAAUCUGCUCACUGGGUACUUCCUGCCUUCCAAAAUCCUGAUGCCCUAUGCCACCAAGUUCCUGCAGCUGGCCAGCAGUGAUCCAUCCACCACCCACCAUGAUAUAGCCAAGAUCUGCCAGAGCAACCUGCGCAAAAACUUCCUGUACGGGGGCCGCCGGCACCUCCCCUUCCCUGUGGAGAUGGAGGCACUGCUGAAGGGACACGGCGCGCGCCGGCUGGUGGUGCUGAUGCCUGGAGGCCUGGAGUACCUCACCAGGAUCAGGACAUUCACUGUGGCCAAGGAGCUCUUGCAGGAGAUCUGUGAGCAGAUGGGAAUAGGUGAACAGCAAGAAACACAGGACUUUGUUCUCUUUGCUAUCAGGAGUGACGACAAAAAUCUCGGUAAAAUGGUGAGGCCAAUAAAACUGGAGGAGUAUCUUCAUGAUUACCUGCUGGAGGACAUGCUGGUCACUGUGACCUUACGCAGGCUCCUCUGGAGGACACCUCUGCACUUUGACAACCAAGUUUACACAGAUGUCCAUUAUGGACAGGUGCUGUGGGAUUACCUGAAUGGGAGGAUCCUGCUGAACCAGAAUAAAGAAAUGGAGAUGCAGGUGGGCCUUUUGGCAAUGCUCCAGCACUGGGCCAAAGUGGAGCAGCAGAACUCUGCUCCCUCCAGGGAAGAGCUGAAGGAAUACACUCCCAAGAGCCUGCAGGCCUCCAUCAGCCCCAAGGCUCUGCAGAGCCACGUGGCCACACUGCUGAGAACCAGGCAGCCCCUGCAGCCACAGGAGGCAAAAAUCCAGUUCAUAGAGCACGUGAUGAGAUUGCCUUUCUUUGGCUACUCCAUCUUCACAGUGGAGAGAAUCAGUGAUAACACUAUCCCUGUGCCCUGUUUCUUUGGUGUGAACAAGGAGGAGAUCAUUGUGGUGGAUGGCACCACCCAGGCCGUGUCCCGCGUGGUUGCCCUGAAGGAGCUGCAGAGGAUGCGCACGCUGAGGCCCCUCUCCGACGGGGGCCCUCCCGGCCUGGAGCUCCACUACGGCUCCCCCGACAGCCCCAGGGCCCUGUGGCUGGAACUGGCUCAGGCCAAAGAACUGUACCACACGAUUGUUGUCAUCCUGGAUAAAACAGAGCUGCACUCCUAG
This is a messenger RNA of Melospiza georgiana, 9651 nucleotides long. RefSeq names its product myosin XVB (gene MYO15B). The record is from RefSeq and is a predicted model, not a curated record. NCBI's taxonomy places the organism in Eukaryota, Metazoa, Chordata, Aves, Passeriformes, Passerellidae. Gene Ontology annotation, cellular component: cytoskeleton; myosin complex. Gene Ontology annotation, molecular function: cytoskeletal motor activity; protein binding; ATP binding. Bases 1 to 9651 code for a protein of 3216 amino acids. The transcript is spliced from 64 exons.